Molecule: messenger RNA, 3521 nt
Organism: Tupaia belangeri chinensis (Chinese tree shrew)
Lineage: Eukaryota; Metazoa; Chordata; Mammalia; Scandentia; Tupaiidae
Gene: MYO1A
Product: myosin IA
Exons: 30
Coding region: 1-3321 (1106 amino acids)
Biological process (GO): endocytosis; actin filament-based movement; actin filament organization
Cellular component (GO): actin cytoskeleton; brush border; cytoplasm
Molecular function (GO): actin filament binding; microfilament motor activity; ATP binding
Source: RefSeq, a predicted model, not a curated record
AUGGAACAAGAACUCUCCUUGAGCCCCUCAGCGAAGGCCAGAACAGCCUCGGACUUUGUGCUGAGCAGCCACCUCGGGCCCCUCCUGGCUCCACUGGCACAGGGAGCCUGGGCUGGAGGAGGCAGCACAGAGGAAGUUUCAGGACUGGUAGCCCCUCCAGAUAUGCCUCUCCUGGAAGGUUCUGUGGGGGUGGAAGACCUUGUCCUCCUGGAACCCUUGGAUCAGGAGUCUCUGAUCAAGAAUCUUCAGCUUCGCUAUGAAAACAAGGAGAUUUACACCUACAUUGGGAAUGUGGUGAUCUCCGUGAAUCCCUACCAACAGCUGCCCAUCUAUGGCCCAGAGUUCAUCGCCAAAUACCAGGACUAUACCUUCUAUGAGCUGAAGCCCCACGUCUUUGCAUUGGCAAAUGUGGCCUACCAGUCACUGCGGGACCGGGACCGAGACCAGUGCAUCCUCAUCACGGGCGAGAGUGGAGCUGGGAAGACCGAGGCUAGCAAACUGGUGAUGUCUUACGUGGCGGCUGUCUGUGGGAAAGGGGACCAGGUGAACUCUGUGAAGGAGCAACUGCUUCAGUCAAACCCGGUGCUGGAGGCUUUUGGCAAUGCCAAGACCAUUCGCAACAACAACUCCUCUCGCUUUGGAAAAUACAUGGAUAUUGAGUUUGACUUCAAGGGAUCCCCCCUCGGCGGCGUCAUCACGAACUAUCUGCUGGAGAAGUCCCGAGUGGUGAAGCAGCUCAAAGGAGAAAGGAACUUCCACAUUUUCUAUCAGCUACUGGCUGGAGCAGAUGCACAGCUGCUGAAGGCCCUGAAACUUCAGCAAGACACAAGUGCCUACGCCUAUCUGAACCAGGAAAUGCCCAAAGUAGAUGGCAUGGACGAUGCUUCCAACUUCAGGGCUGUACAGAGUGCAAUGAUAGUGAUCGGGUUCUCAGAUGAGGAGAUCCGACAAGUGCUGGAGGUGACAGCCUUGGUGCUGAAGCUGGGGAACGUGGAGCUGGUGGACGAGGGCCAGGCCAGUGGGAUACCAGCAAGUGGCAUCCGUGAUGGGAGAGGUGUUCAGGAGAUUGGGGAGAUGAUGGGUUUGAACUCACAGGAACUGGAGAGAGCUCUGUGCUCCAGGACGAUGGAAACAGCCAAAGAAAAGGUGGUCACAGCCCUGAAUGUCAUCCAGGCUCAGUAUGCUCGGGACGCUCUGGCUAAGAACAUCUACAGCCGCCUCUUCAACUGGAUAGUGAAUCGAAUCAAUGAGAGCAUCAAGGUGAGCAAGGUCCCUCCCCGCUCACACUCUCCUACCUGCCACACUAAGAAGAAGGUUAUGGGGGUCCUGGAUAUCUACGGCUUUGAGAUAUUAGAGGAUAAUAGCUUUGAGCAAUUUGUGAUCAACUACUGCAAUGAGAAGCUGCAGCAGGUGUUCAUAGAGAUGACCCUGAAAGAGGAGCAAGAGGAGUAUAAGAAAGAAGGCAUACCUUGGACAAAGGUGGACUACUUCGACAACGGCAUCAUAUGUAACCUCAUCGAACACAAUCAGCGAGGCAUCCUGGCCAUGUUGGAUGAGGAGUGCCUGCGGCCUGGGGUGGUCAGUGACUCCACUUUCCUGGCGAAGCUCAACCAGCUGUUCUCCAAGCACAGUCACUACGAGAGCAAAGUCACCCAGAAUGCCCAGCACCAGUAUGACCACACCAUGGGCCUCAGCUGCUUCCGCAUCUGCCACUACGCGGGCAAGGUGACAUACAGCGUGACUGGCUUCAUUGACAAGAACAAUGACCUGCUUUUUCGGGGCCUGUCUCAGGCCAUGUGGAAGGCCCAGCAUCCCCUCCUCCGGUCCCUGUUCCCUGAGGGCAAUCCCAAGCAGGCAUCUCUCAAACGUCCCCCAACUGCUGGGGCCCAGUUCAAGAACUCUGUAGCUAUACUCAUGAAGAACCUGUAUGCCAAGAACCCCAACUACAUCAGGUGCAUCAAGCCCAAUGAGCAUCAGCAGCGAGGUCAGUUCUCCUCGGAGCUGGUGGCAGUCCAGGUUCGGUACCUGGGGCUGCUGGAGAAUGUGCGGGUACGACGUGCGGGUUAUGCCUAUCGCCAAGGCUAUGGGCCCUUCUUGGAAAGGUACCGAAUGCUAAGCCGGAGCACUUGGCCUCGCUGGAAUGGGGGAGACCGGGAAGGGACUGAGAAAGUCCUGGGGGAGCUGAACCUGUCUUCUGAAGAGGUGGCCUUUGGGAACACAAAGAUCUUCAUUAGGAGCCCCAAGACUCUUUUCUACCUGGAAGAGCAGAGGCGCCUCAGACUCCAGCAGCUGGCCACGCUCAUACAGAAGAUUUACCGAGGCUGGCGCUGCCGUGCCCACUACCAGCUCAUGCGGAAGAGUCAGAUCCUUAUCUCCUCUUGGUUUCGGGGCAGCAUGCAAAAGAAACGCUAUGGGAAGAUGAAAGCAUCGGCACUGCUGAUCCAGGCCUUCGUGAGAGGGUGGAAGGCCCGCAAGAAUUAUCGAAAGUACUUCCGGUCAGGGGCUGCCCUCACCUUGACAAAUUUCAUCUACAAGAGCAUAACCAAUGUCUGUGAUACCAAGUGGCCAGCUGCCCCUUACAAGUACUUCAACACAGCCAAUCGGGAGCUGCAGCAGCUCUUCCGCCAAUGGAAGUGCAAGAAGUUCCGGGAUCAGCUGUCCCCCAGGCAGGUUGAGAUACUGAGGGAGAAGCUCUGUGCCAGUGAACUGUUCAAAGGCAAGAAGGUGUCAUACCCCCAGAGUGUCCCUGUUCCAUUCCGCGGUGACUACGUUGGGCUGCAAGGGAACCCCAAACUACAGAAGCUGAAGGGUGCAGAGGAAGGGCCUGUUCUGAUGGCAGAGACUGUGAAGAAGGUCAAUCGUGGCAAUGGCAAGACUUCUCCUCGGAUUCUCCUUCUGACUAAGGGGCAUGUGAUUCUCGCAGACACCAAGAAGUCCCAGGCCCAAGCUGUCAUUGGUCUGGGUAAUGUGGCUGGGGUGUCUGUCACCAGCCUCAAGGAUGGGCUCUUCAGCUUGCAUCUGAGUGAGGUAUCUAUCCAAGCUGGGUCGGGGCAGGGCCAUAGGGCGCUGGAGGUGACGGGGACCACGUCUCUCAUUCUAGGACUUACCUUCCCUGCUAUUUCCCCUCUUUCUGAGAUAUCAUCGGUGGUGCUGGCUGCUACGCAGAAGCAGCUUCCCGUCACCGUGACUGAGACGUUCUCAGUGAAAUUCAAGGAGGGCACCGUUGCUGUCAAGGUCAUCCAGGGCCCAGGGGGUGGUGGGGAUAGCAAGCUAAGCUGCAAGAAGAAGGGGAGCAGUUGUCUGGAGGUGACUGUGCAGUGAGGAGGCGGGGCCAAGCCAGAGAUGGCAGCUUUUUCCUCCCGGAUCAGUGGACCAGCGCUAACUCCCUCUCUGCCCACCUCUGUGGGAGGAUGUCCCGCCUCACCCUCUGAUCGUAGGAUGGCAUUUGGAGACAGAAGAACCCUCGAAGAGGACUUUCUUCUUUCAAACCUUGCCAGUCCUCUCCACCAAGCCUAGCUUCG